AUGAACGAGCCACAACCAAAACUUUUAUCCCAUACCAACUCAAAGCAGCCCGUCCACAAGUACCUGUACUUUCCUGUACGUUCCGAGCUGCUAACCCAUUUUGAUCGUCUGCUCAAGCGCCAUCUUUACGCGCUCAUAAUAACAGAUGACCCGGAAAGCAUCCACACGCUGAACAUAAGCACCACAUGCACAGUGUGCCCGAGCAGCAAGCGAUGCAUGUACGAGUCGGGCAAGUACGACCUGUUCAUCUACUAUGAUGUGUACGACCCGUCAAUCGUAAUCAACGAUUCGUAUGCGAACGCGUUUUACCUCACGUGCUCGCCCUUUGAGAUUGUAAGAGUGUAUGACAUGCUUGGUGUGCAUGAGCGCGGCGGAAUCUUCGUGAACAACAACACGUUCUACCUCAGUUACUUCAACAACAACAAAUUGCUGCUGUACGAAUCGGGCAGCAGCACGCCCAUGAGCACCGUGCUUGGGCAGGUGAAGGACAAUGCGGACGUGCACUCGGUCGUGCAUGAGUAUGUCAGGUACGAUGUGUAUGACACGCAGAUGGUGCUUGCUGAGCUGAUGGACAGGGGCCGUGCUCUCGAUAUAAAUCUGGACGAGCGAAGUAUCGGGUCAAUACGAGCACAUGCACACACCUCAAACAAGCUGAAGGCGCUUGAACUCAUGUUUAAGCGGUUUUCGUGCGUUUUGGUUGAAAACGCGUUUGUGAAGAGCGCAGCCCUGAAGUACCUGAGUAUGCAUGGUGUGCAGUGCAUAGACGGCGAUGUGCAUCACGUGGAUGCAAGCAUGAAGCGCAUUUCGCUACGCGUACCGCAUGCUGCGAAGUACUGCGUGCUUGGCGUACAGCCCGUGCUCACUAGCACGUUGGUGCUCAUACCGUCCGCCAUGCAGAAUCACCUACGCGCAUUGCUUACAGCCGAGGCGAAGAUUCGCACGCUAAGUGUUCAACAGCCCAAAUGCACCCCAUCAAACGUGUCCACAAUGCAUAAAUAUGCAUCAAUGCGCAUAGAUAACGCGAUGAAAGUAUUUUUUAACGGCAAGAGCAACGCAUUACCAGCAGCAGAGCAUACGAGCACGCUGUGCGUGAUUAUGCCCGCAAAUAAGAAAGAUGAGCUUACACGCAUGAACAUGCGGUACAAUGUGAUGAACGAGAGCGUGGUGUUUAAGGUGGAUUCAUGCAUGGGUGCGUUUAAGGUGUGUGCAGCAGCACACACAUGUGCAGAUGUGGUAGUGCCGCGUAAGAAGAACGGCUUUCUUAAGGUGAGCCGUAUGGGGGUAGGACACUUUGUUGACAGGCAGGUGUUUGCGGAUAGUUUUGUGAUACGGGGAGAGGGCAGUCUAAAUUUUUACGACACAUCGCUCGUGCUUGAGUACCUGGUUGAUGCACCAGAUAAGUCUGAUGAUCGAGGCAGGUUAGAUAGUACGACCGGCAGCAGGGAUAGUAGAAAUUACCGCGGCAGAAUUGACGGCAGCGAUACCCCCUCCAAUCCCAGGAACCUAAAUCCUAAAAAUUGUUCCAACCACAACGGAUCACGUGCAUGCCCUGAUUACUUCAAACGUGCGUUCAAGAUGAACACUCUGCACAACAAAGUCCUUAAAUUCAACAUAAAAUACAAAAAAGUAGAGCAGGUCAUCCUUUCCCUCACAAAGGAAGGAUCGAACCAGUACAUCAACAUAUGGCUGGUACUGCGCGGCAAUCCCACGAUAUGUGUAGAUGAGAGCACGGCAACUCUGCUCGAUGUUCCCUUUGUAGAGCAUCGCUACGAUCUGUGGGUAAGGAACCACCUGCAGAAUGUUUGUUUUCUUGAGAACGUGUUGGAGAUGGUAGGAUGCGUGAGCAUGCGUGUGCGUAUAGGACAGGUUGUGUUUGAGAGGGGGUGUGCAGUUGAGGAGGUGCUUAGUCGGUUGAGCGAUGAGGACAAGUACUACGUACGGUGUUUGUACGGAUCUAAGGGACGUAUCGUAGCUAAUCGUUUGUACUAUGAUGAGAAUGGGAGCAGUGAUGACACUCUUAACAGCAACACCGGUAACAUUGCUAAUUCCGUUGAUAGCGUGGUGAACAACAAUGCAUGGAUAAAAAACAGCUAUAAAAUAAAUUUGUGGCGCAUAAAAUGCAUAAGAGAGUUCUGCAUGGCACAGGAGGUGCUCACGGCUCGCUACAGCGCAUUCAACACGUACACAGCAAGCACGGACCAUUUCACCAACCCUGAUACACAGCCAAUACGUACCGUGCACGUGCAUCCCCUAGCAAUCGUGUGCAUGUACCCCAAGAACAACCUGUCCAAUCGCAUACUAAGGAACUUCUCGAACAUGAUACGUAUUACGUUCAAAGACACGAAAGAUGAAAGUACGAUGGAAUACAUCAGAGAGAUAAUGAGCAAUGGUAUAACGAUUGAUAGGCCGUACUACUUCGUAGCUACGUCUUCUUCGCAGUUGCGUGCUAACUCUGCAUGGUUUAUUUCACCGUAUAGAAAGAACAACGUGCUUAUUGGCAGUGAUUACGUGAGGAAUUGGAUGGGUGUUAUAAAUUGUGACAACAUUGGGAAGUACAUGAUACGGGUAGGACUAGGAUUGAGCAGCACCUUUAAUAUGUUUGAGAUUGUUGAUUACGUGGAGGAGGAUGAUAUUGUUAGUUAUGGUAAUAGCGGUAGUGUUAGUUAUGGUAAUAGCGGUAGUGUUAGUACUAGUAAUAGCGGUAGUGUUAGUACUAGUAGUAAUAAAAAUAAUAAUAGCAGUACUAGCAAUAGCAGUACCAUCAAUACGACCAACGCUAUCACUAACAAUGUGAAUGAUGAGUACGUGUGGACAGAUGGAAUCGGUAGAAUAAGUAACAGGGUGGCAGACAUGGUGGCUAAGAAACUUAAACUUACUUCCACCCCGACAGCAUUUCAAAUACGGUUUGCAGGCUAUAAAGGGGUGCUGGUACGUGCAAACAUACCGCACGAUCUGAUGCUGCGCAAGAGCAUGCGCAAGUUCAAAAGCACAUACAACGUCUUAGAAGUGGUGAGCUACUCUCAAUCAAUAGAAUGCUAUCUCAACAGACAGAUAAUAAUGAUACUGGAGGGACUGGGCGUACCUAAACACAAUUUUAUCUGCCUACAGAACGAGUACUUAAUGCAUAUGUACAGAGCAAUAAAUCACUCACUUAUCGGCAAGUAUUGCAGGAUUAGUGGUGUAGCACUGGUUGAUAGGAUGAGCGGUGCUUUGCUUGGCAGAUUGUUUAGGGAGAUGUGUGCUAAGGGACGUAUUUUUGUUAAGAAUGGGAUUGUUCUGAUGGGUGUUAUUGACGAGGAGGGGGUAUUGGGAGAGAAUGAGGUGUUUUUGAGGAUAUAUGAGGAUGAUGGGGAUGUUAGUGGUGGCAGGAGUAAGAGGAUGAGGAGUAAUGAGAUAGGUGCUGAAGAGAUGAGGAAGAAGGAACUGUUUGAGAGAGCAUUAAGCGUUGUGGACCGUAGUGGUGUUGGUACGGCUGAUAGCAGUGCUGAUGAUAUAAAUACCAGUACCGGUGGUGGUGUGCUUAGGGAUGACGGUGUGGUAGUGGGUGGUGCAAUAGUGGCAAAGAACCCGUGCUUACACCCCGGCGACAUAAGAAAAGUACAGUGCGUGUACAAGAAAGAACUGAUGCACUACAAGAACGUACUGGUAUUCAGCAAAAAGGGACGAAGACCGGUAUUUAACAUGUGCUCGGGCAGUGAUCUAGAUGGUGAUCUAUACUUCGUAAGCUGGGAUGCUCGUCUAAUACCACCGAUAGAGCAUUUUCCACAGAACUAUCAGUCAUCAUCAUACCUGAGCAAGGAACACAUAGUAGCACAGGACAUGGUAAAUUUCUUCACAAGAUUCGCCAAAGAAGACGAGCUCGGUAAGAUCAGCAAUGCACAUCUCGUAUACUCCGAUGUACACGGUAUCACCGAUCCACAAGCGCUUAAACUGGCGUACCUAUUUUCAAUGGGUGUAGACUUUCCUAAGACAGGGUACAUUGCACGGUUACCGCAGAAUCUUGAGCCGUAUGAGUAUCCCGAUUUUAUGGAGAGGAUGCGGUCUUAUGAGAGUGUGCGUGUUAUGGGGAUGAUGUAUAGGAGGGUGCAGUUUAACUGCGAGGAUGUUGGGGGUGUUUAUGGGGAAUGUGUGGUUGGAGAUAUGAUGAAGAAGAUGGUGGAAAGGUGUAUGAAACGGUGUAUCGAUAGGAACAGCAGGGAUGCUAUGGAUAGUAAUAGUGGAAGUAGGGGCAGUGGAAAUGGUUGUAGUGAUAGCAAUAACAGUAACACCAAUACCAGCAAUAACAGUACCAGUAACACCAAUACCAGUAACACAAAAAGUGAUGGCUCCUCCAAUCUGGUAACUAUUCUCAAGCUCAUUCUCAAGGGUGCGAGGGAAUCAUUCAAAAUACGCAUACCAAAACUGAACAGUGCUCUCAUCCAACAAGCAACCAAAGAUUACCAAGAAUACAGAAACGAUGUACACAAAUUAAUGGUGGAGUACGAUCUUAAGAGUGAGUACGAUAUUUUUUUAAAGAAGGUGGAAACAGAUACAGACUCAGCAUCGUACAGCCAGCGUAUCACCAAAUUUAUCAAUCAUUACAGCAGACGGUUCUUCAUGAACAGCUACACGGUGAACGGUGAGAGUGUGAGUGUUAAGGAAAAAGCAUUGUCUUGGUUUGCUGUAAGCUAUGGAAAGGGUGUUGGUGAAAGCUUUUAUUAUGUGUGUGGAUGUGACGAGGAUAUGGUCGAGUAUUGUUUUGGUGGAGGUGCUGUGAAGGGGUACAAGUGCUAUUUCAAUCCUUAUGUGCUGGUACGCGACAUGGACUGUCAUAAGAGUGAAGAUAUGAGCGGUAGUAGUAAAAACACGAAUAGUAGCUGCCAUGGCAAUAUCUGCACUGCCAUUAACACGGCAAGAAAUAUCGAUUUGAAGAGCGUGCUCAACAUUGCCAGCACUACCGGUACUAGCGCACAGCCAAAGGGCAACAAACUGCCCACAAGCACAGUACGUGUCAGUUCAGGUGGUACAGGUCCUUUAAUACGGGUGAUAAACGGUCAGCAAUACGUGGUGAUAGAUGAGUGCUGUGCUGUAAGUAACGAUAGGGUGUUAUUUGAAUUGUUUAACAUGUUGGUGUGUACGGGGUUCUUUGAUCUUAGCAAUUUUAGGUUUGUGGAUGAGUUCAUGACGGUAGUGAAGGAUUUAACAAGGGAUGAGAUGUGCGAGUUGUUCAUUGUUGUAAAUAGUGUGGAGUAUUUGCGUAUUACCGCUGAGGAGUGCGGUAAGGAGUGUAGUGAAAAAUGCAAUGGUAGAGAUGUUGGUAAUGACGAAGGUACGAAGAGAAGAAUAAAAUUGUUUGAUGGUGAGCGUGCAAACAAGGAAAACACCGUCAACAGCAAUCAAACACACGCAUUGCUGAAGGGGCACUCUCCGGCAUUCAGAAGGGCAUUAGAUCGCUUAUCAACUCUUCUACGAAAGACCGUUCAUCUUGAUGCUCUAAACAGUUUGCUUACUGUUGCAUUCGUCUUACCGCUCAGAAUGGAGCUGCUAGACAAAAUCAAACUGUGCAUUCUACCACGAAGAAAAGGAAAGGCAAUUCUGCACUCAGACAGGUCACGAUCAGAUGAUAUACCGAUCAACAGCAUGUCAAUAAUAGGAGCAUUUGAUAAGAACGAUUACAUCUGCUUUAACACGUACGGUGGCGAUGUUAACAUACUGCACCAGAACAAGAAAUGUUAUGCUGUUAAUCUUUUGAACGGGGGGAUGACGAGUUAUGAGUAUUACAAGGAGGAUUUCAGGAAGGUAUUCGUACAUUUCUACUGGAAGGGGGGGUGUAAGGUUAGGAUAAGGAACGAGAUUAAGAAGGAUGAUUUCGGGACUAAGCAGAAUAUGAGGGAACGAUUUGCUAAUAACAGGAGGAAUGAUGACCGAGAAAGUGUUAGAAAUAAUACGAGGAAGGAUGUUUAUCAUAAGGGUGGUGACUGCGGUGAUAACACCAAUAUUAAGAAUGUUGGCAAUGGCAAUACCUGCAUUGGGGUGAACAAUGUAGAUAGAGAUGAUAAAACAGAUGGACACGUACCAUUGGACCAUAGGAUAAGUACAGGGGAUGGAAUGCCCAGUAAUCCGCGCAUGCGUUACAUGGUUAAAGUGAUGCCGGGUAGGUUCUACACGUUCUCACUGCCAAAUGAUGUGGCAUACAACAGCAUGAGAAUUAAGGACCUGGAAAAACUGCUGAUGUACUACCGCAAGAAGAACAACACGAUUAGCUCGCGGUAUAUCAAUGCAUAUUUCAUUAAUUUGCAUCCUAUUCUUAAGAACUUGGACGAUUACAUGGCGGGUCGAUCGUUCAGCUCAAAAAAAUUGUGUUUUAACCUGUACUUCGUGAAGGACAACACGCGUUACUGUGCUAGACUGGAUGAAUCGAUGCGUAUACAGCGUGUGGGUGUACGGCGAGGCAUCGUGGGAAGGUACUUCAUGCUGAACAGCGGUGCGCACAAAACGUGUGAUUAUGAUGUGAUGUACGAGAUGUACGCUGAGGAAGUGGUGUACAUGAAUGGUGAAGCGUGUAACGAUCCGUUCCUAUCCGUUUUACUCCCACAGAAUGUGCUUGUACCUGUCAGCAACGCGUACAAGGUGUGUGAUGCGCUGUCAGCAUGCACAAACUUUCUAUUGGAAAGUUUCGUUACCCUUGAUCUAACAGAGAAUGGCACAAAUCUCUUUGUGCUGAAUUAUAAGGAGGUGUAUUUUAUGGACAGUACAGAUGAUGUGUUAAAGUUGCACAGGUAUGAGGUGAAUUGUUUUAAGGAUGUUGAACGUAUGGAGGGUGAGAUUGCGUGUUAUGAGGGGUUUGAGCGGUUUCUUGAGGAUGUGUGGAGGAGUUAUGAAUGUUUUUGA
Molecule: messenger RNA, 6870 nt
Organism: Vavraia culicis subsp. floridensis
Lineage: Eukaryota; Fungi; Microsporidia; Pleistophoridae
Exons: 1
Coding region: 1-6870 (2289 amino acids)
Biological process (GO): siRNA processing
Cellular component (GO): nuclear RNA-directed RNA polymerase complex
Molecular function (GO): RNA-directed RNA polymerase activity
Source: RefSeq, a predicted model, not a curated record